AUGUCCAAAAGGCUCUCCGACACUGCCCUCCAAAACCCAAAGAGAAAAGCACUCCAGCCAGUAUGCACCCAACUAGCCACGCCUCCAACGUCACCUAACAAGAAAAGCAUUGUCGAUAUUUCGGCCACGCUCAAAGGUCACAGCAAGAAGCUCACCUUAGUCGAAGAUUCAGUAUACUCACGCGCCAAGGCUCUCUUCCAAAGAGGAAACAAGGACUCGAGCCACGAGCAUCUUGUGGGCAGAAAACCUGAGGCAGAAAAGUUCUCGUCGUUUCUUCGCCACAGCAUCCAGCAAAGAAAAUGCAGCAGUCUUUACAUAUCUGGUGCUCCAGGUACGGGGAAAACAGCUCAGAUCAACUUAUCUCUCGAUGUUUUGUGCAAUUUCCAGUCGAACAAAAAAGUUCACACCAUCUUUGGUGCUCGCGUCCAGGUGAUGCGGGUCAACUGUAUGACUAUUGCCAAGCCAGAAAAUAUCUUCAACGAGAUAUACAACUACAUCACAGGAACCUCUAGCGGACGCAGAAAGUCCUUCGACGAUUUAUACACCCACCUCACACGAAAGAAUCCUGAUGUUGACUCAGUGGUAGUGGUGUUGGACGAAAUGGAUUGCCUUAUUACAAAAGAUCAACAGGUUUUGUUUCAAUUGUUCCAUUGUGCAUCUCAUCUUAAAAGCUCUGUGCUUAGUACGAAAUUAGUCCUUGUGGGCAUCUCUAAUGCUCUAGAUCUCACAGACAAGUUCUUACCCCGCCUCAGAAGUAACGGUUUCAAUCCGGAGUCCUUACAGUUUAUGCCUUACACUGGCGAACAAAUCAAACAGGUUGUAAUGCACAAAUUGAACAGCUUGUUGGAUUCAGAAAAGGAAAAUUCUUCCUCCAACCAGCUACCAAUUAUGCAUCCAGCAGCAAUUCAAUUGUGCUGUAAGAAAUGUGCUGCCGUCACUGGUGACCUUAGGAAAGCCUUUGACAUUUGCUUCAAGAGCAUUGAAUACGUCGAGCAAAGUGUAAGAGAGACACAUGACAUGAGCCAGUUGACGUUGGAAACUGCUCCAAAAGUAUUAAUCAGCCAUGUUGCCAAAGUCUGCUCCUCUACUUUUGGCUAUGAUUCUCUCGCCAAAAUCAAAAACUUGAAUCUUCUCCAGAAGGCUGUCUUGUGUUCGCUUUUCAAUAUGGACAAAAACCACCCAGAAGCAAAAUCAUUCACAGUUAAUGAGCUUUACGACUAUUACUGUGCCCACACAGAGCAGAUUAUUGACAACCUUUUAGGUCGUCUCAAAAAGGGCGAGUUUUUAGAAAUCAUAAGCGCAUUGGAGGCGUCUUCAACCAUAAUUCUUUCUUCAACAAGUCGUUCCUUCACCAUGCAUAUAGACAACGGGAACAAGAGUGUCAAACCAGAUGUUCUGUACGAUGACAUGUUGAAGUCAGUAGAGGACAUUGGGGUGUUGAAAAAAAUUCUUCUCUCGCUCAAGUGA
Messenger RNA from Clavispora lusitaniae ATCC 42720, 1467 nucleotides. It is a transcript of the gene CDC6, whose product is annotated as AAA family ATPase. Gene Ontology annotation, molecular function: ATP hydrolysis activity; DNA replication origin binding. NCBI's taxonomy places the organism in Eukaryota, Fungi, Ascomycota, Pichiomycetes, Serinales, Metschnikowiaceae. The record is from RefSeq and is a predicted model, not a curated record. Gene Ontology annotation, biological process: DNA replication initiation; mitotic DNA replication checkpoint signaling; cell division. Gene Ontology annotation, cellular component: nucleus.